AUUUGCAAUAUAAAUAUCGCCGCAAUUCGCCAAGAAAGUUUAGUAGUGAAAAUAUAUUCUUAACGUGUAUUUCUUGUUUGUCAAAAAUCAACCUCAAAAUGAAGAGUCUUCUGGUUGGCAUCUGUCUUUUGCUAACUAUAACAGUUAUCCAAGCAGAUUUCAUCGACACUUACAUAGAGCUUUCGAAGGUUCCUACUCUAAAGUGUAUGAAAACAGUUGGCUACACUGAAACGGACCCAAAGGUAAUAUUUGAACAGGAGGUAAAACUGGGAGUGGACAAAGCUACGUGUUUAAGAUCGUGCAUAUUAAAAUCUAUGAACAUGUUGAAAGACUCCAAGAUAAAUUUAGACAUGAUAAACGAGUUCAUCAAGAUCGUGCACAACGAAGAACCUGAGAAGAUUGAACCUAUGAAAAAAAAUGCAGUUGAAUGCCUUGAUAAAGUCAAAGAUAUGUCGGACGAUUGCAAGAUGGCUUACGCUUUCAUUCAAUGCUAUGUGGACAAGUAUUAAAAGGAUCUCUUAAAAGGGAAUUGCAGUAAAUGUCUGCUUUAUACUUCUAAUAUAACCGAAUCUCUUGCGUUACCAUUAAUUAUAUUACGAAGCUAUUGUAGAAGAGAAAUUGUAUGUUAUAAAAUACACCGUAGUUCGAUAACAAUCGAUGAUCACGAUCUCGAUCAGCUAUAUUUUAAUCUUACAAAUUGCACGACAAUGUCUCGUUUCUCUUUCGCUAAGAUAAUAAAUUGAUAUAAGACACUUUAA
This is a messenger RNA of Bombus terrestris (buff-tailed bumblebee), 758 nucleotides long. RefSeq lists its product as uncharacterized. Lineage: Eukaryota; Metazoa; Arthropoda; Insecta; Hymenoptera; Apidae. The record is from RefSeq and is a predicted model, not a curated record. The transcript is spliced from 5 exons. Bases 99 to 509 code for a protein of 136 amino acids. Gene Ontology annotation, molecular function: odorant binding.